AUUUAAUGAAUGACUAUCCAGCAAGUAGAUAUUGUUCUCAUUCAAGUUCGAAUGGAGACGAUGGAUGCUCCGACGAAAAUGCCUUUCCAUGUAACACGAGUUCUUGGACUAGUGAUUUUGUAGAUAAACUGGGCAUUAGAAAGGUAUUGACAAACCCAUUUGAACUGGUACGCACAGAGUGGUCAUUAUGUCAAAUGUCAUCCGCUGAAUUAACUAGAAUUGAUGAACUUGCUAAAAUGUGCAGUUUCAUGCCUCGUGCUGAUUGCUAUUCAUUGGAGGAGAUACCGUAUGAAGAAACCAAAUGUUACAAACAGUGGGUAAAGGAGUGGUUUCCAACAAUUACAGUCAAAGAGUUCAAGUUGUUCAGUAGAAACUAUGAAGAGUUUGCAUAUUUUCUGUUUGAUACCAUGCAGCAAAUACAUCAAAGACAGUUGCCACAUGAAGUUGCUUAUCAAGUUCUCUUUGAAAAAAUUCUGAAUUUGUUUGAAUUUAAAGUCAAGGCGUAUUCAAAUAUACCAAAGGGCCAUGCCACAAUUUUUGGACAAGAAAUAAUAUCCUCUAGAGCUGAUUUUCUUUGCACGAAAUGUGAUGAUCCAAGUAAAAUACUAAGCGUUUGCAAGUUUAUUGGACCUGAAGAAGACACAGAUUUUUCACCAGUAAGGAAAAAAUUACGCACCACAUCACCAACAUUAGAAACUGUCAAUGAGGAGGCAAGUUCCAGUACAGGCUCAGCCCAUGGGCCAUCAUCUAAUGCCUGUUAUGUUGGAGAUCUGCUGGCCUAUUUGGAAAAUUCGGUCAUCUGUCAAGGCGUUCUUGGAAUGGUCAUUCAGAAGACAAAA
This is a messenger RNA of Saccostrea cuccullata (small rock oyster), 839 nucleotides long. RefSeq lists its product as uncharacterized. The annotation marks the transcript as partial. NCBI's taxonomy places the organism in Eukaryota, Metazoa, Mollusca, Bivalvia, Ostreida, Ostreidae. The record is from RefSeq and is a predicted model, not a curated record. The transcript is spliced from 4 exons.